AUGUCGAGUAUGGGUACAACGCAUGCUCUAACUUCGGAUCACAGCUUUCAAAUGCUGACUGCAGGUUCCUCGUCCGAAGAAUCUCUUCCCGAAGAGUGGCAACAAUUCGCUGAAUCUACCCGAGAGUAUCUGGUCGAUCUCGACCUCAGAUUCUCGUUCCACCGUCCACUACGAUCUACCCCAAAACAGAGGAGGAAAGUUCAAGUCUACAAGAAGUUUGCUGAACCAAUCAUCUCAGCUAAUAGUGAACGAAGUUUCGAGGGUGAUAUCGAAAAUGUUGAAAUUGGGGUUGAAAAGUAUCGUGAGGGGGAACGUCCAAUGGAUGAGACUAACAGAGUCCCGAACAGGUCAACAGAGCGAGAUCACAAUGAACAAUCGACCACUUUCAAGAGUUCAUCCACCAAUGAUCAACAGCAGACACCUGCUGGUAGAGGGCUUAUGUCCGACAGGCAAGGGGAGAACGCAUUCAACUCUCCAUUGACUAUCACUUCGAUUGCUGACAGCUCCAAGAAUUCGCGCCACAGAAUCUUCGGCCUACCCAGUAAAGCCAGGGGGCUUCGAUGA
This is a messenger RNA of Kwoniella mangroviensis CBS 8507, 564 nucleotides long. RefSeq lists its product as uncharacterized. Bases 1 to 564 code for a protein of 187 amino acids. The record is from RefSeq and is a predicted model, not a curated record. Lineage: Eukaryota; Fungi; Basidiomycota; Tremellomycetes; Tremellales; Cryptococcaceae. The transcript has a single exon.